GUACAUUAUGUACACUGAACACCAUCUUGAUUCUUGACCACUGACUAGAAAAAAAGUGACACGAAGUAACUACGUAAAAAAGCGAAUCAAACGAAUUUUUAAUUAAUAAUAUUUAUUUAAAAUACAAACCUGCGAGUACAUAUUCUUUCCGCAUAUUUACGCUAUAAAUUGAAUUUUUUUUAAAGAAAAUGGCAGAAAAAGAGCAAGUAAUUCAGGCAUUGAAAGCCACACUUAUUUCAGUGAAAGGCGCACUGACAAUUAAACAAUGCAACCGUGACUAUCGUGAACUGCAAGGAGAAUGGAUCCCAUACAAGAAGUUAGGUUAUUCUUCCCUUGAGAAAUUAUUUCAAGAUGUCCCGGGCUUUAAAAUAACUGAAAUAAAUGGGGAGUGGGUUGUUGAUGCUAUAGCAAGCCAGGAAACCCAACAUAUAGCAUCAAUGGUUGCACGGCAGAAACCAGCUAAGAAGCACUCAUUGAAGUUAAAUUAUGCUAAUCGAUUCCCGAAAAAACAAGGAUCUUGGCGGAAACCAGCACCAACAACAAACUAUUCAUCCAACUAUAAUAAUCAAUACUCCAACCAAUAUUACAGGGUUAAAUCCAACACUCCAUUUAAUAACAACAGCUUUAAUUAUAAGUAUAAUAAGCACACACAACACAAUAGGUCCAAUGGUUCGGUGAGCUCAUCUCAAAGUAUCAAAACAGUUGAUGUGCAAGGUAAAAGUGCUUUGAACAAUUAUAAAGGAUCAGUUGAAGUAAGAGAUAAGAGUGUUCUAAAUGGAUCUAAAGGUCAUAACACUUCUCAAGUUCUACGAGAGACAAGUAGCCUUCUAAGCGAAUCAAAACAUUCCAUAAAAAGUGAGAAAGAGACUGAAGGGAAAAGAAAUGGCAGAACUUCAGCGUCUCAAAGACUUUCCAUUUUGCGCGAUAGACUGAACACAGUUGAUUUAAUACCCUUGCAGCUUCCCGCUCACACUGACUAUUCGCAAAGUGAUGUGUUGGUGAAGAAUACUGUUCCGGGCAAUGCUCUAGAGCCGCCACCAGAUUCAACGUCUUCUGUUGCAAAACUAGAAUGGACUUGUCGUAAAUUAGGACUGCCAGAACCAGUGUAUAAAGUGCAUGACCAACCUGUUCGUGGACCAGUCGGCCACCUUUGCAGCGUCAAGGUGGGCAACACUUACACGGCAUCGUCGUAUCCCGACUCGGCGCCAACCGAGGAACUGUCGCGCGAGGUCGCGGCCGUGAAGAUGUUGGCCGUCAUCGAGAGCUCGGAGGCGCCCGGCCUCACCACGUCGGGCGAGGAGCGCGCCUUGGCCGGCCUCAGCGAGCUGGUGGCCGCCCACGAGGCUGGUGUCUGGGCCAGCAUGGUGCCUCAUCUCUACAGAGAGAAGCACGGUGAAAAUUUACCGAAUAACUGGCUGCAAUUAUUAGAAAAUUGUCCACAUAUAAUAAAGGAUCGAGUCGUAAAUGGUCUUUUAGUGCUUUUACCCAACAAUGAGGAAAUAAAAUCGCCUUUGCCUAUGAACGACGCAAUAGACAGCGAUUUGCCGCCACUAAAAUUUCCACAGGAUAAUAGUUGGAAUGUUUGUGUAACUUUAGCGAAUUCUACACUGGAAGUAUGGCUUAUUAUUAUUGGACCACAAUACAGUGACGAGGGCUAUACCCUUUGUGCCGACAUGAAAGCAUAUUAUGCACAUUCUGGGACAACAGUUGAUAAGGCUAUGCUCAUCCAAAAUGCUUGGUACGCGGUAAACAUGGACAGUGGCGAUUGGGUACGCGCGAAAGUCUUAGAAAUCGAAGACGAAACAGCGACCGUGUUCCUGGGGGAUUUCGGUGACGAAGUAAUGGUUCAUAUAAAGAAAAUCAAGAUUCUAGAACCACAGUUUAGAAAAUUGCCCGCACAGGCGAUCCUGAGCCGGCUGGAGGGAGCGGAGGAGCUGGCGGCCAGCGAGGCGGGCGUGGCGCAAACGCGGUCGCGCCUGACCAACGAAACGCUGGUGGCCGUGCCGGGCCCGCGCCACGACCCCUUCGACCCCGCCGUGGCCGUCGUGCUCUACGACACGUCCACGAAACGCGACAUCAACCUCAACCAGGAGCUCGUGGAGAAGUUUUGCAAGUCCGGCGUCUUCGAGCUCACGGAGAAGCCGUGCGAGGUGGAGGUGGGCUGCGUGACGGACGAGGGGCGCGUGUGGGUGUCGCGCGUGGGCGGCGCGGACACGGUGCGCGCGGCGCUGGCGCUGCUCACGAGCGGCCCCUACCGCCGCCCGCUGCCCGCCGCGCCGCACGCGCCGCCCGCGCACACCAAGGCGCUCUACAUCGUGCGCACGCUCGACGGAGACUGGGUGCGCUGCUUGAUCAUCAGCGGGCUGGACGGCGAAGGCACGGUGCGCACGCAGCUCGUCGACAGCGGGCUCGUGCUGCGCGCGCCGCUCUCGUCGCUCGUGCCGCUGAGCUCCUUCUCGCCCGCACUGGAUGCCUAUCCGCCGCAGGCGCAGGCCGUGCGGCUGGGCGCGGCGGAGCGCGUGGCGGGCGCCAUGGUGGCGCGCCUGCGCGAGCUGCUGCUGGGCGAGUGCGUGCUGUGCCGCACCCUGCCCGGCGCCGCGCCGCACGUGGAGCUGUUCGUGCGCCUUCCCACGCUGAACAUCCUGGCCUCCGUCAACAACUCCAUCCUCAUGGAGUAUGAUUAUAUACACUCCGCUAAACCAGAAGAAGAGAAAGAAAACGACAUGAGCUAUCACCUGGAGGCGCUGCACAAGAAGAAGGAGCGCCUCUUCCGCACGAUGUCGGCGAGCGCGGACGAGCGCGGCGCGGCGCCCGAGCGGCGCAGCGCGCUGCCGCCGCCCGUGCUGCCCGCGCCCGCCCAGUGCUACGACGUCUACGUCGCGAUGGCGGCCAACCCCUGGAACUUCGUCGUACAACCGAAUUGUACAAGAAAUGUUCUUCAAACGAUGAUGGCCACUUUGCAAGUGGAGUGUCCAAAGAUACCCGAAUCGGAAGCACCGAUCAAACCAGCCAGUGGAGAACUCUACGUAGCCUAUUAUGACAAAGACAACUCUUGGUACAGGGUAACGGUUGCGGGUGAGGUGUCCACGGAAAUGGUAUCAGUAUAUUUCUGCGACUACGGCGACCUGGCGCUGUUCGCGUCCGCGGCGCUGCGGCGCGUGCCCGCCACCGCGCCGCUCGCGCGCUCGCUGCCGCCGCAGGCCAUCAAGGCCAAGCUUUACGAUGUAAAGCCUCUUCACCAAGACUGGACUGUAGAAGACUGCAUUCGUUUCCAAGAGUUGUGUGUGGAGCAGCAAUUCGUUGGCAUCUGUAUGGACGUCGGCAAAGACCCCCUCAACCCCAGUGAGCCCCUGCUCACACUCAAUCUGAUCGACACGUCCACGGACGAAGACGUUUAUAUUAACAAACUGUUAGUCGCUGAAGGCAGAGCUCGUCUCGCUUCUGCAUCUUAAAUGUUAGUUAUAAGUUUUGUUGUAUUUAUAAGUUACUAUUGUUGCAAUGCCGCUGAUUCGAUUGAACAAAAUCUCUAAACCUAAUUGGCAGGUCUAGUGCGGACCUUUUUACGAUGUCUUACAAGAAAAUGCAUGCAGCACUUAUAGACCUGUCAGUUUAAACUACAGAUUUGUGCACAACCGACUAAGGCCCAGUUGCAUAUCCGGCGGUGAAAGUUAUGUUACGGUUACCGUAGUCGGAAAUGGACCAGCAAAAAAAAAAGCUAAGUUUGUCGUUGUUUAUCUAAAAAGCCGUAUCUACUGAUAUUGCAAUAAAAAUAUAUACAUUAUACAUAUAAAAAGAACGUAAUUUUUUUGUUUAGGAAUUGGCUGAGCCACAUUUGUUAAAAGUGUAGGUACUGAUUCUUCCACAAUGAAAAUGUUAGAAUGUGCGAAAGAGAAGAAAACUUAGCUAACCACAUCACGCAGCGCCUAAACAAUGAAACCAAAAUGGCUUGAUGGUAACCUUAAAGUAACUUAUGUCGCCUAUAUCAGUCUCUGUAGCUUAAACUAAAAAGUGAUAUAACCUCAUAAUAUAUAAGACUUGUUAAUUAUGAUUAUCGUAAGUUGCUAUUAUUUGUUUUUUAUUUCUAGUGGUGUAUGUAGCAGACACUGACAAUACUCAUGUUUCAUUUAUAUAGAUUCUGAUGUAAUAAUAAUUAAUAAAACAUGACAGUCCAUCUUUGCCACAGUUCUGUUUACAAGUUGUCUUAUCGCUAUGUUUGCACCUAGUGGUAAACGACAAUAUGUAUUAUGUAUUUUUGAUAACAUGCUUUGUGUAUUUCACAAGAAAGUAGAAUCAGCACAUUGGUGAGGUUUCCUCGUCAUUUAGUAUAUAAUGUAUCUAAUGAUUUGAAAAACUGAUCUCAUUGAUGACGAGUGAUGUUUAAAAAUCCUGGAAUCUUCAAUAUCCUAUUUUUUUUGAGAUGAGAACUACAAAUAUCUAUUACAAGUAGACAUUGUUAGGCUUGAUUUAUUGUAUAGUUAGUUCUUAAUUGCUUUUAUUUGUGAUAUCGAAGUUUCCCGUGAUUGUAAUAGGAGAUUUGAAUAAUUGUUCUAUCUUAUCCUCACAUGUUAUAUUUCAUAGGUUUAGCAAUAAAAAUUAGGUUAGGAAAUAAAAAUUAAAACAAAAAAAAAA
This is a messenger RNA of Maniola jurtina (meadow brown), 4629 nucleotides long. RefSeq names its product tudor domain-containing protein 7 (gene tapas). The record is from RefSeq and is a predicted model, not a curated record. Bases 189 to 3452 code for a protein of 1087 amino acids. NCBI's taxonomy places the organism in Eukaryota, Metazoa, Arthropoda, Insecta, Lepidoptera, Nymphalidae. The transcript is spliced from 20 exons.